This is a messenger RNA of Folsomia candida, 1084 nucleotides long. RefSeq names its product elongation of very long chain fatty acids protein 6. The record is from RefSeq and is a predicted model, not a curated record. Gene Ontology annotation, molecular function: fatty acid elongase activity. Gene Ontology annotation, cellular component: endoplasmic reticulum membrane. NCBI's taxonomy places the organism in Eukaryota, Metazoa, Arthropoda, Collembola, Entomobryomorpha, Isotomidae. The coding region runs from base 132 to 1013 and encodes 293 amino acids. Gene Ontology annotation, biological process: fatty acid elongation, saturated fatty acid; fatty acid elongation, polyunsaturated fatty acid; very long-chain fatty acid biosynthetic process. The transcript has 4 exons.
UCUCUUCACUGCUAAAAAAUUCUAGUCCACCGGCUGACUCUCCUCUUCAUCCUCUCACUUCUUCACUUCAUUCACUAUUUUACUACUGACCUACAUCUUCAUCCCCCCUUUGGAAAUCGCCUCCCCACAAAAUGGACAUUGACACCUACACCCCCCUCAACCCCCACUCAACCCCCCUCUCAUACCCCCUCCUCCUCCCCCUGACCCCAGUGGAAUCCACUUAUUCCCUCCCCACUUGGCGCACCUGGUUCACCACCCACUGGACUUACUCCAUCCUCAUCUCCGUUAUCUACGUCGUGCUUAUCUUCACGAUCCAAAUUCUGAUGAAGAAUCGGCGUCCCUUUGAAUUAAGGAAGUUUUUAACCGUUUGGAACUUUGCUUUGGCCCUUUUUUCCCUCGGGGGGACCUUAAGGACCUGGCCCGAGAUGGGGUUUAUCCUGUGGGGGGAGGGGGGCGGGGGGUGGUGGGGGAGCUGCUGUUCCAGAAACCACCACAACGUGGGUGCGGCUUUUUGGGGGCUGCUCUUCACCUUGUCCAAAGCCGUUGAAUUGGGGGACACCGUGUUUAUUGUUUUAAGGAAGCAGCCACUUAUCUUUCUUCAUUGGUACCACCACAUCACGGUGCUGACCUACACGUGGUACACGUACCCCACCUACGACGCCACCUCCAGAUGGUUCAUGGUCAUGAACUACCCCGUCCACGCCCUCAUGUACUCUUAUUAUGGACUCAAAUCGCUCCGCCUGCUCCGCAUCCCCCGUCCGAUCUCCAUGCUGAUCACGCUCUUACAGCUCUCGCAAAUGGUCCUCGGCGUCGUCGUCAACUGCUACGCCGUGUGGGUGCUGAAGUUUACCGACCGGGAUUGCGUGGUUAAGGAGGAGCACUUGACCCUGGCGCUGGUCAUGUAUGCGAGUUAUUUCGCACUGUUUGCCAAGUUUUUCUGGGGGGCCUAUGGCAAGAGGAGGAGUGCUGGGGGGAGGAGUCAAAAGGAGGUUAAAUUAAGUAAAUCAGAGUGAGUUAUUUAUUGGUGUUUUAGAGGUUAAUCGUUAUUGUAAUAAUAAAGAAAUUGCUAUUGUUUCCAUGGAAA